Messenger RNA from Knipowitschia caucasica, 1686 nucleotides. Lineage: Eukaryota; Metazoa; Chordata; Actinopteri; Gobiiformes; Gobiidae. The record is from the annotation of a GenBank genome assembly.
AUGGAGAUAGCCUUGGUGAGUUUUGAGAACGGUGGCUCAAAGGGAAGCGGCGGAGGGGGCAAUAAUGCCGAGGACAGCUGCCGGAACGCGCUGGAUGUCCCUCAAGCGGGUUUCGCGCAGACUCGACUCGGGGAGGACUACAGUAAGGAGCUAAAUACUCGCCACCACUAUCAGCCCAGCACCUGGAAAAUAAACGACAUGAACAACACACUCAGCUGCAGCGAGAACGCCAUGGAAGCACUUUUACGCGCGGACCACAGUCCACAUCUGUUCGAUGAGGACAUGUUGGACAUGGACAUGGACGCAGAAAGCAACGAGAGGGUUCUCAUCAACAUAGCAGGACUCCGCUACGAGACUCAGCUCGGCACACUUAACCAGUUUCCCGACACUUUGUUGGGUGACCCUGCCAAGCGGAUUAAAUAUUUUGACCCGCUCAGGAACGAGUACUUCUUUGACCGCAACAGACCUAGCUUUGAUGGAAUCUUAUAUUUUUAUCAGUCAGGUGGAAAGAUUCGUAGACCUGUCAAUGUGUCCAUUGACGUCUUCGCAGAUGAGAUCAGGUUUUAUCAAUUAGGAGAGGAGGCCAUGGAGAGGUUCCGGGAGGAUGAAGGAUUUAUCAAAGAAGAGGAAAAGCCACUUCCCCAAAACGAAUUCCAGAAGCAAGUCUGGCUCAUAUUUGAGUACCCUGAGAGUUCCAGUCCAGCACGGGGCAUUGCCAUCGUGUCUGUCAUUGUUAUUACCAUAUCUAUUAUUACCUUCUGCCUGGAGACGCUGCCUGAGUUUAGGGACGAACGAGAAUUACCGGUAACAAGCCGCAUGGACAACAGCACUGCACCGCGACCCUCUCUCACCUUCACAGACCCUUUCUUCAUUAUAGAAACGACAUGCGUUAUCUGGUUCACUUUUGAACUUUUUGUGCGCUUCUUUGCCUGCCCAAGUAAGUCUGAAUUUUCGAAGACAGUUAUGAACAUAAUCGACAUUAUGUCCAUCAUGCCUUAUUUUAUCACUGUGGGCACUGAGCUGAUGGAGCAGCAAGAUGAGGAGCAUCAAAACGGACAACAGGCCAUGUCACUAGCCAUCCUCAGGGUUAUCCGUUUAGUCCGGGUUUUCAGGAUCUUUAAACUUUCCAGACACUCCAAGGGGCUGCAAAUCCUGGGCCAGACUUUAAAGGCCAGCAUGCGCGAGCUCGGCCUGCUGAUCUUCUUCCUCUUCAUUGGUGUCAUCCUCUUCUCCAGUGCCGUGUUUUUUGCAGAAGCGGAUGAGCCAGAGUCCCACUUCUCCAGCAUCCCGGACGCCUUCUGGUGGGCCGUGGUCACGAUGACAACUGUGGGGUAUGGGGACAUGCGCCCCGUCACAGUCGGGGGUAAAAUUGUGGGGUCAUUGUGCGCCAUCGCCGGUGUGCUCACUAUUGCACUGCCGGUGCCUGUCAUCGUGUCCAACUUCAACUACUUUUACCACCGAGAGACGGACCAGGACCAGUCCUCGCUCAAGGACGAGCCCAACAGUGGAAGGAACAGCCCAGAACUCAAGCGCAAAGGCAGUAAAACCUCCAACAAGUCUCAGGAUGUGGAGAACAAUGACGCACCCGCGUCAGUGGAAAAAGCGAACAUCAAAGCGAAUAGCAGUAUGGAUUUCAAACGUUCCCUUUACGCGUUUUGUUUGGAUACACGGGAAACGGACCUGUAG